AUGGGUCCGCCAAAUCCUGCCCAGUCUCUUGCACCAACACCGAAUGACCAUCCUCAUCAAACAUCGGAUUAUCAUGUUGCUUCCUCUAAAAAAGCAACCACCGCGUGUUCGGCGUGUCAAAAACGAAAAUCCAAGUGUAUUGGAGGCAUCCCGUGCUUGCCCUGUCAGAAUUCUAAGACGGAAUGCAUAUUCAACGCGGACAAUGAUGGCCGCCGACGAGUCACCCUGAAGCGAAGAAUCGAAGCUUUGGAGCAGGACCGUGACUUGCUAAUGCAGCUCGUGAAUACUAUUCGUGACGAGGACGAGCAAAAGGGCCGUAGCUUGCUGGAUUUGAUUCGAAGUAACGCGCCUUUAGACAAAAUCCGCCUUCAUCUUGCGAAAAAUCAAAAUCUAAGUAAUGACAACGAAGCCGUCGCCAAAGGCCCAAAGAUUCCUUCCAGCCCGUUUGAGUUAUCUCACAGGUACAUGGACAUUAAGCGUAUAUCUGAUAUUCCUCUCUACAAGGUACCCGCGCGACCGUGGACAUCUGUGACGAAUGACGACGACUUUGUGUCGCACUUAAUUUCACUCUAUUUCACCUGGAACAACUGCACUUCAAAUUGGAUUGACCGCGAUUUGUUUUUGAGAGAUAUGAGAUCCGGCAAAAUGGGCUCUAAGUUCUGUUCCCCGUUGCUUGUCAACAGUAUCUUGGCUAUGGCAUGUUUAUACUCAGAUUAUCCCGAAACCCUGGCCAUCCCGGGUGAUCAAAGCACACGAGGAGAUCAUUUCUUGGAGGAAGCAAUGCGAUUGCUGAAAGAAGAAGAAGAUCCACUAUCACUCACAACUUUCCAAGCGCGAGGUAGCAUUUACAUCUGUCUGACCGACAUGGGAAAAGGCAGGCUUGGCUGGCUGAAAAUUGUCGAGAUUGCGGACUGUGCCCGCGAUAUUGAGAAUAAUAGUCACACAAUGAUCGCAGAGGCGGGUGCAGAGGCUCCAGAGAUGGCAAGGGCCAUUUCUACGGCUGUUUUUGGGCUGUUCAAUAUCUGCACAAUCAGUGUUCUCGGUCUACAGAAGCCUGCCAUCGCUACAAGACCCACAAAACUUGAGCGGCUCUCUCGAGGCCAUGAUCCAGAAGACACUUGGUGCCCUUAUCCCCGCCAAGUCGAACCGGCACCGGCACACACGGGCUGUGUGAUCAAUGGCGUUUUCGAUCUCAUGCUUAUUGUGUGGGAUAUAUGCGAUUAUUUCUUCGGAGACGGUAAGCCUGCUGCAUUUGAUCUUGAAAACGUCAACACCUUUCACUAUCGACUGCAAGCCUGGGCUAAAACCCUCCCUGAAUGCGUUGGUCUGGGUUGCACGCCGACACCCGGAGUCAUGGACAUGCACAUGAGAUAUUACACAAUUAUCCUUUUGAUAUUCGGCUUCAUCAAACCAAUCCUUGAAGAGAGCGACCUAGCCACUAAGAGCCACAUCAAGGCUCUGAGGUUCUCUGCAGCUCACAAUAUCGGCGCAGUACUCUGUCAAUUCCGAUCACAAUGGCCUGUGGACUGUAUUCCAGGAACCGCGAUGCAGUAUACUUCUGUUGCAAUGUUUGCACUCCUCGAAAAUCUACAGGAUGCCCAAAGUGAACAAGCAUUCAUUGAAUCUUUCAUCAUUCUCCGUUCGCUCGCUCGACGGUGGAAAUCAGCCAGGGGUAUUCUUCGGCUUAUUCAGCUUACAGCCAUGGAAAUGGAGUCUACUCUUCCGACGGAAACACAAAUCAUCUUCAGAGACUUUGAGGCUGAACUCUGGAAAACAGAGCAAUCUGGCGGUUCAGCGGCCUUUAUUCAAACUCUGCAGUCGCUUUUGAUCAAGGGUGAGGAUCCUGAGGAUCCUAAGGACGCAUCCGUGACACCCAAUUAA
This is a messenger RNA of Penicillium maclennaniae, 1881 nucleotides long. RefSeq lists its product as uncharacterized. Lineage: Eukaryota; Fungi; Ascomycota; Eurotiomycetes; Eurotiales; Aspergillaceae. Bases 1 to 1881 code for a protein of 626 amino acids. The transcript is spliced from 6 exons. The record is from RefSeq and is a predicted model, not a curated record. Gene Ontology annotation, molecular function: DNA binding; zinc ion binding; DNA-binding transcription factor activity, RNA polymerase II-specific. Gene Ontology annotation, biological process: DNA-templated transcription; regulation of DNA-templated transcription.